AUGCCUAACAAUACAGAGAUCAAAAACCCGGAUCCUCACCCGGGUUCUAAGUCUAAACACACUGAUAAUCAAAAGUUAAUUAAAACCUUUUCAGAAGCAACGAAAACCAAUGAACAAAAUACUCAACAAGACUCAAAGACAGACAUGGCCGACCUUACUGACCUAAUGGACAUGAUGUUUGAAAAACUACAACAUUCAAUGUUGACAAUGAUGGAAAAAAUUAUGGACAAAAUGAUGGACCGCAUGGUUCAGCUAGUCAGCAGCCUGGUUAAAAAAUGA
Molecule: messenger RNA, 279 nt
Organism: Arctia plantaginis
Lineage: Eukaryota; Metazoa; Arthropoda; Insecta; Lepidoptera; Erebidae
Source: the annotation of a GenBank genome assembly